Molecule: messenger RNA, 2122 nt
Organism: Botrytis sinoallii
Lineage: Eukaryota; Fungi; Ascomycota; Leotiomycetes; Helotiales; Sclerotiniaceae
Exons: 7
Coding region: 143-1981 (612 amino acids)
Biological process (GO): adenosine catabolic process; inosine biosynthetic process
Molecular function (GO): adenosine deaminase activity
Source: RefSeq, a predicted model, not a curated record
UGCUAUCAGUCAAAGAACAAUAACCCUUUGAGUGGAAUUAUCACCAUGGAGAACGAUGAAAGUUUUAUUUUCCAAAUGUACUUCUUUUGUCCGUCUUUAUACCCGCAAAGUAUGGUGAUAUCAAUAAUCGAAUUCAAUAACAAUGGAAAAUUCAACAAAAUUCAGCGAGUACGAAAGUAACCGAGCGAAACUGGUCGCCGAUGAACAGAAGUAUAGAGGGGACUAUGGGUUUGUUAAAUCUCUUUCGCCUACAGCCCAAGCCGCCAAUACUAUAGUUUCUCGCAUUCAACAAUUCAACCGGCAGGUUCUUUUUAAUCCAUUUGAGUCAAUGAGUCCCUUACGUUCAGACUCUGGCUUCCCCUGCAUCAAAGAAUCCAUGGCAAGGACAGCUUUAUUAGAGAUAAUGAAAAAGUUACCAAAGGGAGCAAUUCUUCACGCCCACCACGCUGCUUGCGUUUCGAUUGAUUUUAUCAUUGAGAAAAUGAUCGAGACCCCGGGCAUUUCUUCGCAACCUCGACAGACUAGAAGCUCAGUGAAUAAUAUUUGGGAUCCUGAUUACAUACCCAACUCACUUGUUCCAGUCUCUCUUGCGGCGUCUACAUACUGCGAUUACCCUUCCACUGCGAACUAUGACAAAUAUCGUAUCGCACCUGCUUGUAAUACAUUCCAGAGUGGGAAAAAGCUACUUGAUACGAUAAUUCACAACGAGCCAAUUUUCCGACCAUUACUCAAGCGAAUUUUUGAAGGGUUGGACGAGUAUAACGUUAAGUGGAUAGAGAUUAGGAUGGUUUUCAAAGUUGAAUUUCGAUUAGAGUGGAGUGAUAAACCAUCUGGAGAGGUUGAAAUGGCAAGAGUAAUCUGGGAAGAAAGAGAAAAGUUUGCAAUCGCGAUGAAAAAGAAAAAUAAAGAAUGGUGGGGACUGCGGAUUAUCUGGACAGGCCUGAGACCGUGGAAAGAUGAAGAAAUCAAAGCCGACAUGGAGGCUUGCAUGCGUGUGAAGGAACGAUAUCCAGAUCUGAUCUCAGGAUACGAUCUAGAGGGACAAGAAAAACUCGGUCGUACGCUCGAAGAUCUCGUACCUAUUUGCCUCUGGUUUAAGAAACAAUGCGAAAGCCGCAACUUAAACAUUCCAUUCUUCUUGCAUGCAGGAGAAUGCUUGGGUAAUGGUGAUGUAAAUGACCAUAACCUUUACGAUGCCAUUCUUCUAGGUACUCGACGUAUUGGUCAUGGAUAUUCACUUCCUAGGCAUCCGCUGCUGGAAAAGAUUUGUAAAGAGCGACAAAUUAUGAUCGAGUCCUGUCCACUCUCAGAUGAAAGUUUGAGAUUAACAAAUUCUGCUAAUGCUCAUACUCUACCAAUGCUGUUGGCAAAAGGUGUAAGUGCUAGUUUGAAUUGUGAUGACCCGUUUUUAUUAGGUCAAGAAAUGAUAGGCGUUUCAAUAGAAUUCUCCAUGUGCAUCUGGUCAUGGGAUAAUCUAGAUCUGGGUGGUCUGGGUCAUCUGGCGCAAAACAGCGUGAGGUGGUCACAAUUUGAAGAUCAGACUGACGAAGAUUGGCAAUCGGGAAUCCGAUCAGGUGAGAAGUCAAGGAAAGGAUUAAAAGCUCAGAGAAUGCGAGAGUGGAAGAAAGACUGGGGAGAAUUUUGUGCUUGGGUUGUUGAAAGAUACGGAGAGCCUUGGGGAAACGAAGAUGCUUUCAAGGCUACUUUGGAAGAGAGAGCGGAAUUGGUGGAGCAAAAUAUGGCAGAUGAAGAUGCGGUAGAAAAAGAACUUGAUAGAAUAGCAGCCCGGUUCAAGGAAAAAGAAGAGUCGAUAAGAGAAUGGAGAAAGAAAGAGAUAAAGAGAAGGCAGUUCAUUACUAAAGCGAAGGAACUGAUGGCCGAGGAAAAGUUACAGAAAAAUAUGUCAAAAGGCUUGAAGGAACCUCCUGAUAGUCCUGAUAAGACUCCAAAGAUGGUGUUGAAGAAGCUACCAAAGAUUUAGAACUGGAUCUCGGAAGCAAUUUCGAGAUUUAUUACCGCUCGAGGUAUCAAGGAGAUUCUAGAUAUAAAUCUAGAACAGCAAAGAAGACUGAUCAAAGCUAUGUGUAUUCAAGUUCUCGAUUAUUAUGUCAAAGAUAAGAAA